Recurvomyces mirabilis is the source of this 1443-nucleotide messenger RNA. It is a transcript of the gene BFR2, whose product is annotated as rRNA-processing protein bfr2. Gene Ontology annotation, cellular component: nucleus; nucleolus. The transcript has a single exon. Bases 1 to 1443 code for a protein of 480 amino acids. The record is from RefSeq and is a predicted model, not a curated record. Gene Ontology annotation, biological process: maturation of SSU-rRNA from tricistronic rRNA transcript (SSU-rRNA, 5.8S rRNA, LSU-rRNA). NCBI's taxonomy places the organism in Eukaryota, Fungi, Ascomycota, Dothideomycetes, Mycosphaerellales, Teratosphaeriaceae.
AUGGCGCCAUAUGGAGGGCAGAACCGUGCGAAAGAGCUGAAAAAGCUGUAUGACCAUGGCGUGACUGCACGGGACUCGGAGGUCGACCCCGAAGCAGAAGGUAUUUCGGGCGAGGCCAGUGAAAGCAAUGGCUCGGAGACGGAGAGCGAUCCAGAAGAGGCUGCUCGAGAGCAUUACAUCGACGUAGGCAAGAGCAAACUACGGAAGCCGAAAGAAUCACUACUUGGCGCCCAAUACCGUGGAUCACGUGUGGGCAGAGACAAGCUGAGCGACGACGACGACGACGAGCCUUUCGGAAGAGGCUUUGAGGAUGAGGGAAGUGAUGAGGAGCCUAUGGGCGUUGAUUCAGCUGCGAGAUCCCACGAGGACGAGGGUGAUGACGAUGUCACCCCCGACAGCGAUGUCAGUGACGAUGACGAUGAAGUAGCCCGUCCAGGUAUUGUCUCCCAGCCGCAGUCACGUACGACACUACGAGACUUGCCGGUCGUUGGAGCUUCACUGGCAAAAGGCAACGAAGCGGAUGUACAGAAAGGGAACUCAGUGAAGCGCCAACGUAAGACCUUCGACUCGCUGCUAAGCACGAGGAUGAAGCUGCAGAAGGCGUUGGUCGGGGCCAACACGGUCGUCGCUAUACCAGGCGGAGACUUGGCAAGCGAACGGGAAGACGCAGCAAGCGCCAUUGAAGCAGCAGAAGUCGCCGCUUUCAAUCUCUGGUCCACCCUUACCAACUUCCGGGAAGAUAUGCGAUCUGCUCGCACGGGCGACAAGCGAAAAGCCUUUUACUCAGUCAAGAGCUCGACAGCGAGACUCUGGUCCCACCAACAAGACCAAGAAUCUUCCGAGCUCGAACGCCGCAACGCCACCCUCCAGAAAUGGUCAACGAAAACAUCCGAAGGCCAGGCGAGCUCGACUAGCAAACUCACCGCCUCCGCUCCUCAAACCACAGUCCUGGAUGUAAUCCAGCAACAUACAGCCGAUAUGCCACGCUUAGUUGCUCGAGCCCAAACGCCACGCUCUUGUGCGCCCAUCCAAGCCGCCUCUAAAACAACCAGUAUCGACAAGAACAUCUACGACGACGCAGAUUUCUACGGCUUACUGUUGAAGGAACUGCUAGAGCAGAAAUCAGCGGAUUCUGCAACAGCGACAUCAAAUAUCGACUUCUCCUUCCAGAUGCGGCGGGAGGCGAAGACGAAGAAGAAUGUUGAUACGAAAGCUAGUAAAGGGAGGAAGUUGAGGUUUACUGUACAUGAGAAGUUGCAGAACUUUAUGGCGCCGGAGGAUCGACGUGGGUGGGGAGAUAGGCAGGCGGAUGAGCUGUUUGGGAGUUUGUUUGGGAGGAGGAUGGAGUUGAGUGAGGAUGUGGUCGAGGAUGAUGCUGAUAUGGGCGCCGAUGACAAUGGAGAGGUAGAUGCUGAGGAGGCUUUGAUGAUGUUUAGACGAUGA